This is a messenger RNA of Brassica napus (rape), 588 nucleotides long. Its product is annotated as defensin-like protein 183. The coding region runs from base 84 to 509 and encodes 141 amino acids. NCBI's taxonomy places the organism in Eukaryota, Viridiplantae, Streptophyta, Magnoliopsida, Brassicales, Brassicaceae. The transcript is spliced from 2 exons. The record is from RefSeq and is a predicted model, not a curated record.
CUUCCUUUAUAGUAAAGAUCUUUAUCGGCAACGUAUUUAUAUUUUUUUGGGGGUGCGCAACAUUAUAUAUAUAGACCAAGCAAAUGUCUAAUGAUAUAUUAACCUUAAAGAAACAAAAUUUGAAAAUGAAGAAGGCACUCUCACUUGUGGUUUUCAUGAUCUUCUCUAUCAUGCUUGCUUCGGUUAAAAAUAGGGUGAACGCAAAUGUAUGCUCGGAAGGUCUAGGCAUUUGUUACCAAUGUGAUGAGAGGUGCAAGGCCAGGCACGGGCCGACGGGUCAAGGCAUGUGCGACCGAUAUAACCUAUGCACGUGCAAUUAUAUAUGUGGACCAGUACCACCUCCACCAUCUCCCCCGACCAAAUACUGCUCUGGCGGGGCUGGCCUUUGCGAUAUUAGAUGUGGGAACCCAUGUUGCAAUCAAAGCUGUGCACAAAAGUACCCUGGUGGAGUUGGAUUUUGUGAUAGUCUUGCCCAUACUUUAUUGUGCAAAUGCCAAUACCCUUGCUAGGUUUAUUUUUUUCUUUUUUUGAAUAAGUAAAGCCGAAUCAUAUUUUUCUACAUAUUUUAACUUCGAUGGUUGUAAUACU